UAUAGCCUAAGUUUUUAUAUAAAUAUUUACAAGAAUUAUAUUUUACUCUUGAAUGAGAUGGAUUCUGGCGACAAAUCGAUAAAUUCAACAAACAAAAUGAACAAUGGCCAUGCUGGGGCAAAUGGUUGCGUCGUACCAAGCAAUGGCGUGGUGCAACCAUUACUUACUGAUUUGUACCAAAUCACAAUGGCUUAUGCCUACUGGAAGAAUGGGAAAAUGAACGAUCACGCAGUCUUCGAUCUUUUCUUCAGAAAGAAUCCUUUCCGUGGGGAAUACGCAAUAUUUGCUGGUCUGGAAGAAUGUGUUAAGUUUCUUGCGAAUUUCAAAUUUUCACAUUCAGAUAUUGAGUAUUUACGUUCCGUCCUACCUGGCCCGAUUGAAGAAGAAUUUUUCACAUAUCUAUCAGCUAUUGAUGCCUCGCAGGUAUCUCUCUGGGCGAUUCCAGAGGGCUAUGUUGUUUUUCCGAAAAUACCUUUGGUACGAAUCGAAGGCCCUUUACCUGUUGUUCAGCUGAUGGAAACAACACUGUUGAAUCUCAUUAACUAUGCAAGUCUUGUAGCAACAAAUGCAUCCCGGUUUCGAAUGGUAGUAGGUGAUGAUAUACAAUUACUAGAAUUUGGACUAAGAAGAGCACAAGGCCCUGAUGGAGGACUGUCAGCUUCAAAGUACUGCUUUAUGGGAGGUUUUGAUGGGACAAGUAACGUACUUGCUGGCAAGACAUUUGGAAUUCCAGUUAGAGGGACACAUGCUCAUGCAUUUGUCAACAGCUUUCAAAGUUUGAAGGAGAUACCUCGCCAGAUCUUAUUACCGAACCCCGAAAGUUCAUCCACGAAAAAAACCAGCACUGAUUUUGUUGAAUUAUGUUUAAAAUAUCUUCGUGAAAUUGCGGCAGAUCUCGGAAUUAUCGCUGAUGAAACUAACAAAGGAGAGCUAGCAGCAUUCAUUGCUUAUGCUAUCGCUUUCCCAAAGUUGCUAUUAUGUCUUUUGGAUACCUACAAUGUUUUGAGGAGUGGCCUCCCUAAUUUCAUUGCGGUAUCUUUGGCAUUGAACGAGAUCGGUUAUAAAUCUGUUGGAGUUCGACUGGACAGCGGGGAUCUUGCGUAUCUUUCUGUCAAAUGCAGAGAAGCGUUUGUCAAGAUUUCUGAAAGAUUCAAUCUACCUUGGUUCAAGAAUAUGAACAUUGUUGCAAGUAAUGACAUAAAUGAAGAUACUCUGAGAUCGCUUAAAGAACAGGGCCAUGAAAUUAACAGCUUUGGAAUUGGAACACAUCUUGUGACCUGUCAGAAGCAACCUGCAUUGGGAUGCGUGUUUAAGCUUGUCGAAGUUAAUGACGAACCUCGAUUGAAACUCAGCGAAGAGGUCGCCAAGAUAAAUAUUCCUGGACGUAAAGAAAUCUAUCGUUUGUACACCAACGACGGAACAGCUAUUGUUGACCUUGUACAGCAUGCUAAAGAAGAUCCACCAAAGGUGAAUGAACGAAUUUUAGUACGACAUCCUUUCAUUGAAUCGAAGCGGGCUUAUGUCUGUCCCCAUCGUGUGGAGAAAUUAUUAACACAGUACUGGGGAAGAGAUGGCCCUAUGAAACCUUUCGAAGACUUGAAAGAUUUGAGGACGAGAGCUAUGCAAUGCCUGAACACUUUGCGUCCCGACAUCAAGAGGGAACUAAACCCAACGCCUUACAAGGUCUCGGUAUCAGACAAUAUGUAUUCCUAUCUGCAUGAUCUAUGGCUGAAGAACGCACCAAUCGGAGAAUUAGCCUGAACUACAGCAAGAUCUUAUGACAAGCCUUUCCUCGGCUGCCUCCCCCUUAGCAUGUUUGAAGGCUAGAUCCUCUUUGCCGUUCCUUUUUUUUUUAUAUGAAACCAGGGGGGAGGCGGGAUGUAUAUUUAAAACGGGGGGAUUUCGUCUCUCAACCUCCCUUCCUCCUUUUAAAAUGUAAAAAAAGCAUUCUUCAUGCAUAGCAGUUUUCGUAGCUUGAAACGCACCCUCAAUACUCUUCAAAACCCAUCAGCUGUUGCGGCCUUACUUCAAAAUCAAAAUUUCAGACUACCUCCAUCCACCCACUGAAAAUUCCUUGCUACAUACCUGUAUGGGACUCCUUUCGCUUCAAACAAAGUUCUUUACAUUGGAAACUGAAACGUGGGGAACUACUUUUGGCUUGGCAUUUCCUACGCAGUUUAUUACACUUUAGACAAAGUAGGAAGGGGGUUUGGAAACAGACUUCAAAUCGAGAUUUUUCAUCAGAGGUGUGAACAAAAUUUAACAGCUAAUGUUCUUCAGAAAGUGAAAAAUGGUUAUAUGAAAUGAGUUCUAAUCCACUCAGGCUGUGACAUGUACCAGGAAUGCUUUGCCUUAUUAUUUUAUCAAUUUUAUUUUUGUUUUAUGACUGUGAACAAAACUCUGUAUAAGAAGGUAUUCAUACCUGCUAUUUGUAUAGGUUACCUACAAAGUUAGGGUACUCCCUUAGUAUGUGUACCAGGUUAGGGUUAGGCCAUAAUUUUAUUCCGAUUUUCCUUAUUUUAGUUCUAUUACGAGUUCGAUGACUGUCUGAGUUAGCCAAGUGAAUAUACCCCUGCACAUGAUGUAAAGUAGACGAACAAAAUUUGUUAUCUACAUAUUGGUGCACAUACUUCUGGAGCACCCUAAGUUUAUUACUCUCUGUGUGUGGUCCUGAGCAAAUAUUUUUUAUUUACAAAGGAUUCUAAAAAAUACAGUACUUUGAUUUUCAGAAUUGGAAUGAUUAAUGAAUGUAAGCCACUGAUGAUUGGAUUUUUCCUUGAAUUGUUCCGUUCUAGAGACCCUAGUACACAUUCUGUUGUAACAACCGAACAAAAAUUCUAAAUAACGUUUGAGAAAUUUAAAAAUCCCAAAAUUGAAUUCUCCCGCAUUAAAUAAUUUUGAAAUGAUGUAAUUCUGAUAACUUUCAAAUAUUUUGACAUCAACCUAAAUCGUAAAACAACAAAAUUUGAAACUGACAGCAACGACUUCUGCUUGUGAGCAUGAAAUUAUUCUGACCAAGUGACUAGUCUCGUGCUUCAAUAGUUCCUGAUGGUUAAGCAUUCGGAAUUAGUACAAAUUGACCUCAACCUAAAUCGAAAAACAACAAUGGCAGAAACUGGCAGCAACAUUGAGAUGAGAAAAUUCUGACUAGUUACGCUCCAAUACUAUUCAGUGGAGUAAUUAGAAUUGUAUCAAAUUAUUUAAAAUACAAUGUUGUUUUAGCAUUGUAUUAUUAUUUUGCUUCUUCAAGUAUUUUUAUUAUUUUCAUUGACUUGUCGACACAAUUUCAAAAACUCGCUGAGCGCAGCUUUCCCACUUAGAAGUGAUUUCUGAGAAAAUCAAUGUUAUUAGGUUUUAUAUUAGUACUUUAAUUUUGCUGCCAUAAAAGCACAAAAAUCUUGUUAGUCUUUGAUGUAUUCUUCUUGUAUUGAGGUAUUAUUCUUGGGUGCCGUGACCUAACAAAAAUAAAUUUUUUAAUUUGAGUCGCUUGGAAAAAGGUUGGAAACGCUGCACUAUGUCUGUUGUAUUUUCGAUAUGUUCAGCUAUUUAACCUGAUUAAGAAUGUUUUGGAGUAGUUGUCAGUAUACAAACUUUAUUUUUUUGCCGUGGAGAGCUCAUGUACGCAUUGGCACUAUGUCAUCAAGCACACACCCACUGUCCAUGUUCACUACACAAAUCUCCUGUAUAUACCAUUUUGUUUAUUCACUCACCUAGUCGACUUUUUACCACCUCACAUAUGGUUUAAUGCAUUUUCAGUUGUGCCUCAAUAAUUUAAAUUAUGGUCCCACACAUAUAUUACUUUAUUUUUAAAGGUGCAAAUUUAACCUGAACUAUUUCAAUUUUUGUCACUGUAGCUUGAAGGGUAGGGAAUGAAGAUUUUUGCUUAACAAAUUUGAUGGUUUCCAAAUUUGAAAAUUCUUCUAGUUAAUCUUGAAGUUGCCACUUUUUGUGUGAACUAUAGCUUGAUGGCCAAAAUUUCACUAAAAAUAUUUUCGAAUGUGGAAUUUCAAAUUCAAUCAACUUCAUGUUCCCAAAUAACUUAAAUCACUAUGUUGAUCACAUCUAAAAUUAUACAAACAUAAAGAUUAUUGGAUUCCAAGUGUAUUGGUCUGCUUGUCAGACUUUUUAAAAAUCCUAAUUUUUAAAUAAACAUGUUCUAAAUUAUUCCUAAAUUCAAGAAUUUACUAUAUUAAAUAAAUAAUGAAUUUUCAACGUUUUCGAAUACUCAAUUAGUUUUGGACAUCCCUGGUCCUCAAAAUUACGAUGGUUUCAUUUAUACCCCUCCAGAUACAUAGAAAAAAAAUUUACUCUUUCAUCCUUCAAUAACAAUAAGAAAAAUAUUUAUAAAUCGGAUUCGAAUCACUGACGCAGUUUACUAAACCUAAAAUAUCAUUUUCAAACAGCCAUUUCCGAAGUAGAGCCAAGUCGCAUCUUGCUCAAAAUAAGAUAGGACCAUGUCAUUUUAAUUAAUCAAUCAAGCAUCAUUUUUUUGUCAACACACUGUAAAGACAUCAUGAAAAAUAUGGUGAAUAUCAUGAAAAAAGACUAACUAACUUGAAUUGUGUGACAGGAGUCAUCAGGCAGCGACACCUACAAAGCUGAUUACCUUCAACGAAUAAAAUUUGAUAAAUGCAGAUGCUUCUAAGACUAUUAUUAUUUUUGUGACAAACAGGCACCGAAACAAAUUAAGUCAUUAUCCUAGCCAUCCCAGUGGUUGUAAUAGAAUACGAGAACGAUAAUUAAUGAAUAAACUGAAUAGAAUUAUAGUUGAUUCUUCAUAAUUUUUUUUGUGUGUUUUUAUCCUUUGAGUUUGUAUUAAUUGUAAUAUCAUAUUAGAGAAUUACAAAUAUAUUGAUGAAACGUGUUG
Styela clava is the source of this 4867-nucleotide messenger RNA. Its product is annotated as nicotinate phosphoribosyltransferase-like. Gene Ontology annotation, cellular component: cytosol. Gene Ontology annotation, biological process: NAD+ biosynthetic process via the salvage pathway. The record is from RefSeq and is a predicted model, not a curated record. Gene Ontology annotation, molecular function: nicotinate phosphoribosyltransferase activity. NCBI's taxonomy places the organism in Eukaryota, Metazoa, Chordata, Ascidiacea, Stolidobranchia, Styelidae.